Molecule: messenger RNA, 888 nt
Organism: Kwoniella mangroviensis CBS 8507
Lineage: Eukaryota; Fungi; Basidiomycota; Tremellomycetes; Tremellales; Cryptococcaceae
Exons: 7
Coding region: 1-888 (295 amino acids)
Source: RefSeq, a predicted model, not a curated record
AUGAAGACCACUCAACUAAUCUCCCUCGCUGCUCUGACUGUCUCUCUCAAUGCGCUCAAAAUCCUCGCUGAAGGGACAAUCGCGGGACGUUUCACUUCCCCUAAUACAGCAUCGUUCACCGGUAUGGCAACCACAGAUUACGAAACUUGUGCUUCUUAUUGCACCACUAAAUACGCGUGGAUCUACUAUGGUAAUUACUGCUUAUGUUCCGAUACCUACGGCACGUAUAGCAGUAGAUCACCAUAUAACCCCGAUACCUGUAUCUCCAACUACCGAGCGGCAAGUUACGUCAAGAGCACAACGUUCGAUUUCGCCAAUUGUGCUACACCCGGAUCGGUCUACUUCGAUGGAGAAGAGAACACGGAAUAUACCACGGCAACGGAUAUCAUCGACUGUUUCGGUCAAUGUAAGACAUCAAGGUAUGCUGCUCUAGCGUACGAUAACAUUCAAAGUUCGUACGUGUGCGCGAAUGGUGAUGAACUCUCAAGUCAAAUUUCGGAAUCGUGCACAACCGCAUCCACUUUGGUUUACACCCAUCCUGCAGGUGCCGCUGUCUCUGGUCUGGCACGACGAAAUGCACGAGAAGCAUUGAGAAGAUCAAGACAGGCAGCUCUUGUUCAAACUUGUCCUAAAGGUAUGACCGCUUGUGUCAUCCCUGGUUUAGAGGGAACAGAUGCUUGGGAGUGCGUUGAUACUCACAAGGACCUGGAAUCAUGCGGUGGAUGUCUACACGGCACUUACAAGAACUCUACAACUGCUAUUGGUCGAUCUUGUCAAGACCAAGAAGGUGUAUCAUUAGGAGGAACGACCUGUCAAGCUGGCAAAUGUGUAAAGUAUGGGUGCGCAUCCGGAUAUCGAUUAGUCGAUGGAGAUUGCAUUGCCGUCUAA